AUAGAGCUAAGCAAAAGUACAUCCAUCGCAUGGGACCAACUAGUUUUGCUAGAAUUCAUGCUGAAUUGCGUACCAAGAAAGAGGUAGGAGAAAAAGUUACUCAAGCUGAAAUGUUUAUUACAACUCGUCAACGUCGAGAAGGCCGAAAAGGAAAAGAAUUGGAUGAAGAAACACAUAAUGCUAUUAUUAAGCUUCAAGGUUCCAUUCAAAACUCAAGUGAUUCUGCAGAACAAACAUUUAAAUCACUGUUUGGAAAAGAAAAGCCUGGGAGGGUACGUUGUUACGGAAAGACUAUGACACCAUCACAAUUUAGGAAAAAUGAAGAAAUUGCUGCCAUCAAGAAAGAACAUGCAAACGCAAUUAGUGGUAUGGCAAAGGAAAUACAAGAUCUACGAGCAAUUGUAAAUUUUGUGGUAAGGCAACAAAAUCCAGAUUUAGAUGAAGAGGACUUAAAUAAUAUGAUGGCACGCGUUUUAGGUAAAGAAAGUAGUGCAACAGGGCCAUAUUCAUCUGCAUCAACCCAUGAUCCGCAGCUAGAAGACAAUGAAGAUCAUGAAGACAAUGAAGGCUAUGAAGAUUAUGAAGACAAUCUUAUAGAAUAAUGAUCUUUGUUAUGUAGUUAAGAAACAUUAGACAUAUUAUAUUUUAGCUUUCUAGCUAAAACUUUG
Molecule: messenger RNA, 668 nt
Organism: Vigna unguiculata (cowpea)
Lineage: Eukaryota; Viridiplantae; Streptophyta; Magnoliopsida; Fabales; Fabaceae
Source: RefSeq, a predicted model, not a curated record